Alternaria arborescens is the source of this 1659-nucleotide messenger RNA. RefSeq lists its product as hypothetical. The record is from RefSeq and is a predicted model, not a curated record. Lineage: Eukaryota; Fungi; Ascomycota; Dothideomycetes; Pleosporales; Pleosporaceae. The transcript has a single exon. The coding region runs from base 1 to 1659 and encodes 552 amino acids.
AUGGAGAAUUCUAGAGUUCGUCAGCCCCAAGAACUCACUCCUGAACAGCUCAGUCAAGCACAAGCGCUUGCAAACAUCAAUUUGAUGAACUAUCAACAUCCGGACGAUGAUUUGAUUGAAAAUAUGCGCGAGAAGCAUAACUUUCUCCCGAGCCAAGCAGCACAGCACUCUGCACCAUCUACAUCGCCCAAAUCUUCGACGUUAUUGUCUUCGCAGAUGGACGAGUCCGCUGGCGACUUAUCCAUAGCACAGCCCGGCCCAUCGAACAUACGUCCCAUCAUCCCACAGUCUUCUCAAAGUUUGCAACCUCUGCCAGACUGCGAGGAGUGGGAACACCUCGCGAAGCAGGACAUUAUUCGCAAAGCAUUAAGUUUGGACAAGGUCUGGGACCGCAAGACGUGGAGGCAGAAAGCCAGCAACUUCCAGAGACUGAAGCUGCUAAAAGACGACGGGUACGACAUUGCGCCUCUAUUGCACACGAAGGGCAAGAAGAUAUCCGCUGACACGAUCAUAACUGCCCUAAUAGAUCACAUCAAGAUGCGAAAGAUGGAUAAAGUCAACCUUGAGUCUGACGUGGUCGCUCAAGCCACUCCAUUGUCUUCAGCUACUGGUGAAGAAGCAUCGGAAUCAGCUCAAGGGGACAGCCUUGGUAAUCAUGCGACUUCUAUUGCCGCGAGUGGAGAACGCGGGAUGUCUGAAGAGAGAUCUAAGAUAGCUCUGGAGGCUCUGCUAUCCAGGGUAGUACCACAAGAGGUUCCAGAAGCUGAGCGUAUUAAGAUGGAGCGAUGGCUGUGGGUCACGGCGCCGCUCAUAGGCACAAAGCGUAAACACUCUCAUGAUGAUGACUACCAGCCUGAUUGGUCCGAACUGAGCCCACAGAAGGCACUUCACAACUCCUAUAACGAAGCAAAGGCCAAGGAUCUUAUCGAACGACCGUGCACAUGCUGCAAUCAUGAUAGAGUCAUACGGGUGAUGACACGGGAAGAAGUUAGGGAGGCCUUUGAAGAGCAAGCUUUCGACAUAGUAAAGCGGCGAAUCUGUCGUGACAUCUUUCGAGGCUCUAGAGCGGCGAGAAGGCUCCGCCGUUUUCAAGCGUCAGCCUCAUCCAGCCAAUAUUUUGCACCAUCGGAGCCUUCUCGCAUCGUUCUUCAAACGCCGGCGUUUCCCGCUAUUUCACCGUCUGGCCUCGACAAAUGCAUCAGCGCCAACGGCAUGCAUCUAAUCAUGAAAGAGCUCAAGUACCUCGCAUAUGGCUGCAACGAGGAUAGUAGCAUGUGCUUCAAAGAUCCGGAGGAGGCUGAAGAUGGAGAGAGCGAAAGACUGAUGUUAGCAGGCGAAACUGGAGAAGAACACUUCCAGUAUCACAUCCGUCUUUAUACCACUCCAAAGCUUCAGAUGAUCGUCGAAGGAGAGACAAUGGCACUGAUUGGUCUGGUGAAGCACCUUCGUAAGAGCGAACUCAGACACUGUCGCAAUUGGCAAUACGAUGUGGAUCAGAUGGAGGUGAUUGCAAUGGAAACUGUACCCUGGUAUUUGAGCGAUGCAACCCGAUCUGUCUUGAAGGACCUGGAAAGGCUGUUAGAGGCGGAACAGACUGUUAGAAGUGUAGAGGUUCGUCUUGGACCCCCGAGCAAUCCGGAGAAGGCCAGGUCAGAUUAA